AUGCCACGAGAAAAGAGCCGUUAUCGCGACAAGCGAAGUUCUUCUUGCAGUUCUGAUUCGUCAUACGACAGGAAAAAGCCGAAAAGCAGACAUAAACGCCGUUCGCGCUCAAGGGAUCGUUCGGAGUCUAGUAGCCAUAGAAGAAAACGAUCAACUUCAAGAUCAAGGCACAAAAGAAGAAGUUAUUCCCGAAGCCUUUCAAAGGAACGCUACGAAACAAAAUCGAGAAGACGAUCAUUGUCGAGAUCCAAAUCAAAGCGUUCAAAGAGAACAGUUUCUAGAGAACGUUCCCGUUCGAGAUCUAGUUCCCGUAGUAAAUCAAAGUAUAGUAAAAGCAGCAAAAAGCAUAGAAAAAGAUCCCGUUCUUCAAGCAGUCGCAGUUCUUUUGAUAUAGAACGCCCACUGAGAAGAGAAAACCUUGAUGACACGGAAACAAAAGUAGAAAAAGCUAUUAAAGCUGCAGAGGCUGCUGGUUUAACUAUGACAAAAAUUCCUUCAUAUGAAUUUAAAGAAGUAGAAAUAAAAGCUGAUAUGCCUACUAUAUAUGACAGAAACUUAAUUGAUGAGUUGAACAGUGAUUCAUUUGUUCAGAAAUCCUUCACAUCAUCAAGAAAUAAAAAACAGUCGCAGAAUAUUGUAAUUGACUUAAAUGCAGAAACGAUUAAAGUCCCUGAAUCAGAUAUUAAAGUUCAUAAUGAUGACUCUAUUAUAAACUUUGAUGAAAUACCCAGCGAAGAAGAACUUAAAGAAAUGUGGGUGAGAAAGCUGUACCAAUAUAGGAAAAAGAUGUUAAAAGGAGAAUUA
Molecule: messenger RNA, 804 nt
Organism: Iphiclides podalirius (scarce swallowtail)
Lineage: Eukaryota; Metazoa; Arthropoda; Insecta; Lepidoptera; Papilionidae
Source: the annotation of a GenBank genome assembly